CACCGGGUUUCUCUUCCGUCUUCCGUAAACACGUGGUAGAGCAGAGCGUAACAGAACCCUUAGAGAACGUCUCAGAACCAGGCGGACCGAGAUUGUGUGAUCAUGUUGCAGCAGCUGGGUCUUAUCGGAACCAUCCGGGACGAGGAUCUGAGCCCAGAGGAACCGGAAACCGAAUCCGAACCAGAGGAGGAACCAAUCAUCCUGAACCGUAAGAAAAAGUUUGGGGGUCAACGGUCGGCAGACUUUAACUGUGACUUUGAGUUUGGAGAGAAAGACAGUCUGGCCCUGGAUGAUGAUUGGGCCAUGAGUGACGUCUUAAAGCAGCUCAAGAAGAAGAGAAUUGUGACAACAUUGGACCAGAAAAUAGAGAAGAUCAGGAAGAAGAGAAAAGCUGAGGAAAAAAUGUCUCAUGGCUCUGAAGCUGAAGGUUCCUCGGAGAUGAAAGAGGAGGAGGAGGAGGAGGAGGAUGAAGAGCCUACUGAGAGAGAGCAGGAGGAGGAAGAGGAUAGUGAUGAAGAGGAGGAGUUUGGGUCGAGUGAUGAAGAGAUUUUGACAAAAUCAGACACUCUGAGGGACAAAGAACGUGGAAGGAGGAAGAGGAAGGUGGAGGAACAGACUCCAGAGACGUUUUCUGAGGAUGCAUCUGAGUUCAAUGAUCAGCUGACCUUUGAAGAGAUGAACCUGUCCAGACCCAUCCUGAAGGCCGUCACAGCUCUUGGCUUUAAAGAGCCGACGCCGAUCCAGAAGGCCUGUGUUCCCGUAGGUCUGCUGGGCCGAGACCUGUGCGCCUGUGCUGCUACUGGAACAGGGAAGACGGCCGCCUUCAUGUUACCUGUGUUGGAGCGCUUGGUUUAUAAGCCCAAGACGUCCCAGGUGACCCGGGUCCUGGUUCUGGUUCCUACCAGAGAGCUGGGCAUCCAGGUCCACUCGGUGGCCCGUCAGCUGGCCCAGUUCACCUCCAUCACCACCUGCUUGGCUGUUGGCGGUUUGGACCUGAAGUCACAGGAGGCCGCUCUGAGGGCCGGGCCCGAUGUUCUGAUCGCGACACCGGGCCGACUGAUCGACCACCUGCACAACACGCCCAGCUUCGAGCUGAGCCACAUCGAGAUCUUGAUCCUGGACGAGGCCGACAGGUGGGGGCGCCGCGGCCGCCGCGCAGGACGGGGACUCUGGGUUUCCUGGACUCUAACGGUUCUGUUUGGUUCUGACAGGAUGCUGGACGAGUACUUUGAAGAGCAGAUGAAGGAGAUCAUCAGGCUCUGCUCCUACAACCGGCAGACCAUGCUGUUCUCAGCCACCAUGAGCGAGGAGGUGAAGGACCUGGCGGCGGUGUCACUGAAGCAGCCAAUCAGGAUCUUCGUGAACAGCAACACGGACGUUGCUCCGUUCCUUCGACAGGAGUUUGUUCGGAUCCGACCGCACCGAGAAGGAGACCGAGAGGCCGUGGUGGCAGCUCUGCUGACCCGGACCUUCCAGGACCACGUCAUGCUGUUCACCCAGACCCGGAAACAGGCCCACAGGCUGCACAUCCUGCUGGGCCUGCUGGGGCUGAAGGUAGGAGAGCUGCACGGAGAACUGAGUCAGAACCAGAGGCUGGAGAACCUCAGGAGGUUCAAAGAUGAACAGAUUGAUAUUUUGGUGGCGACGGACGUUGCAGCCAGAGGACUGGACAUCGACGGAGUGAAAACGGUGAUCAACUUCACCAUGCCGUCCACCGCCAAACACUACGUGCACCGUGUGGGUCGCACCGCCCGGGCCGGACGUUCUGGCCGUUCUGUGUCUCUGGUUGGAGAGUCUGAGAGGAAGAUGCUGAAGGAGGUGGUGAAGUCAGCCAAGAACACGGUGAAGGCGCGCGUCCUGCCAACAGAGGUCAUCCUGAAGUUCAGAGAUCUGAUCGGUAAACUGGAGAAGGAUGUUGGUGCCGUGAUGAAGAUGGAACGAGAAGAGAGGGAGAUGGCUGCGUCUGAGGCCAAGCUGAGCGUGGCCCAGAAGCGUCUGGAAGGCUCCGCCCCCUCCAGUGACCCACAGAGAGUUUGGUUUCAGACGCAACAAGAACGCAAACAGAGCCGUGUGUCGAAGGCUCUACAGGAGUUCGAUCUGGCUCUGAGAGGGAAGAAGAAAAGGGAAAAGUUCCUGAAAGACGGGAAGAAGAAGGAGCUGACGUCCGAGGAGCGCGCUCAGUUUGAGAUCCUCAAGGCUCAGAUGUUCGCAGAGCGAGCCGCCAAGAGGGAGAGACGUGCAAAGAGAGCGAGAGCCAUGCCGGAAGACGACACGCCGCUGAAAGCCAAUCAGAAAGCAGGAAGCAGAGGCAGGAAGUCGGUGUUUGAUGAGGAGCUGACCAACACCAGCAAGAAGUCCCUGAAGCAGUACAGAGCCGGGCCGUCCUUUGCAGACAGGAAGCGUCUUGGGUUGGACAGGAAGCGGCCGGGUGGCUCCAGGUUCAAGAAGAAGAAGUGAGGCCAGAACCACCAGUUCUCAGUGUCUUUAUGUUGUUCUGUUCCAGAUUUGAAAUAAAGUUUGCGUUUGUAAAUUGUG
Molecule: messenger RNA, 2535 nt
Organism: Fundulus heteroclitus (mummichog)
Lineage: Eukaryota; Metazoa; Chordata; Actinopteri; Cyprinodontiformes; Fundulidae
Gene: ddx27
Product: DEAD (Asp-Glu-Ala-Asp) box polypeptide 27
Exons: 20
Coding region: 103-2457 (784 amino acids)
Molecular function (GO): ATP binding; nucleic acid binding; RNA helicase activity
Source: RefSeq, a predicted model, not a curated record